AGUCAAGCUACUUUUAAGGCUCCACCAGCUUCAAUAAGAAACUCUUCGACAGCAGAAACUCUUUAUAAUAUUGCUUGAUCAAAGUGUUUGCGUGUAUGAGUUUUCCUUUGAUCUUCUGACUCUCUCUAUCUCUCAGUCUUUAGGUUUUGGCCGGUAGCCAUGGGAAGAGCUCCAUGUUGUGACAAAGAUAGCGUGAAGAGAGGCCCUUGGUCUUUAGAAGAAGAUGCAACUCUUAAGAGCUAUAUUCAGAAUCAUGGCACUGGUGGGAAUUGGAUGGCUUUGCCCAGAAAAGCUGGCCUAAGGAGAUGUGGCAAAAGCUGCCGUUUAAGAUGGCUUAAUUAUCUCAGACCAGACAUCAAACAUGGAGGUUUUACUGAAGAGGAAGACAACAUUAUUUGUACCCUCCACAGCCAAUUGGGAAGCAGAUGGUCUGUGAUUGCCGCUCGACUACCUGGAAGAACAGACAACGAGGUGAAGAACUAUUGGAACACCAAAUUGAAGAAGAAGAAGCAGCUGUUGACAGGAAAUACGAGCAGCGCCACAACAAAGAGUGACAAAAUGAUCUAUUCUCACGAUCACAGUUUCGUCUCAAAAGCUGAUCAACCCCAUAGUUUUGUAACUUCGGCUUCAUCCCAACCUCAAAACCUCACUGAUAUUAGUUUUGGAUUAUCAUCAGCCAGUUUUCAAGGCAGCCUGAGCAAUUCAGAUCCAGUUCAAUUAUACUGCCCGGGCCUCAUGGAUGUUUCGGAAUUUGGUGCAACUUCAAAGAACAGUAGUACUAGUACUCUCAUUGUCUCUCUGUCUCAAGACAGUUCAAGCAACAUCUCACAUUCGUCUUCUUUUGCACUCGAUAAGUUUGUCUCAUUGGCCGGAAAUGGUUAUGUCGAUGAUUCCGGGGUUUUGACGGGUUGGGGCUUUGGAUCAUCUCGGCCUUAUGGUCUUGACAACAGCCUAAUUUUUCCAGAGAAAUUAGAUGGUGGAUUUGGUCCAACAUGCUAUCCAAAUAUGGGUGAUUUUACAUUCACUGAUAUCAAGUCUCAAGGAGUAGUACUUGAUCCAAAUGUCAUAAACCAAUAUUAAAAAGUAGAAAAGGGCCAAGAAAGCUGGAGAAAUCUCACUGUUUCGAUCUCGAAUCAUGCUCUGGGGGUAAUGGUACAAUUGUCCGUAUAUAGCAGUGAAAGUACUGAAAGAUUAUCGAGUUUUAAGAACAUUGAAUAUAUACUGUAAAUGUAAUUUGUAAGUUCUGUAAAUGAGUAAAAUAUGAACAA
Messenger RNA from Juglans microcarpa x Juglans regia, 1268 nucleotides. Its product is annotated as transcription factor MYB4-like. The record is from RefSeq and is a predicted model, not a curated record. Lineage: Eukaryota; Viridiplantae; Streptophyta; Magnoliopsida; Fagales; Juglandaceae. Bases 160 to 1080 code for a protein of 306 amino acids. The transcript has 3 exons.